This is a messenger RNA of Dermacentor andersoni, 1816 nucleotides long. Lineage: Eukaryota; Metazoa; Arthropoda; Arachnida; Ixodida; Ixodidae. The record is from RefSeq and is a predicted model, not a curated record.
CGAACAACAAUAAAUUAAACGGCUGAGAAAAAGUGAAUUAUAUAACAAGCACUUAAUAGAGCGAGGAAGAUAGUUCAAGGAAUAAAAUAACUACCAAAAAUUAAUUUCCGCAGGGCCUCUGACACAACACUGGAAUCGCUCUCUGAGAUGUGAAUGGGCUGACUCUGGCUGAGUGGCUAACAUAUUUGAGACAAAUAGUUCAGUUUAUCAUCCAUUCUUGCAUCCUGUAUUUCUCGACUCUGACUCAUUGUUAGAAAUCAUGAGUUAUUGGCUUUCACGCGAAAUCGUCAUGUUGAAAACCUCUGUUUGCUCCUUUCCAGAAACAGAUGUCAUGGGACAUCCUGUGGCAACUUAAGUUGUAGAUGUCCGAUAAAUCUGAAGAAAUUCGGAAAGUGAAAACACCACCUUGGUGGUGGUUCUGCUGUAAAUUCUGUUUCCUUUAGAAAUGAUAAUUUGCAAGAUAUUAGUCAACACAAUGCUUCAGGAGAUUUUUGUGCUAAUAAAAGCACUGAAGUGUUGUUUCACCAGAGAAAAGGGCAAAUGGGCCAUAGAUUGACAGUGGGCAUAUGUACUAAAAAAGCCAUAGAUUGCACAAAACAAGGACAUUUUUCAAUUGUCACUGUGUUGACAGAUGUGUUGGGCACAACACCUUAUCGUGCACAGAUGCCGUGAGUUCGUGCGCGUCAACGCUGUCAUACAGGAGCACCUGGAGAUCGCAACACGCACCAAUGCAGAUCUCGCAAGCGAGGUUCACAAGCUCACCAAGGAAUGGUGGCAACUGAACCGCUCACAGUCUGCAGAUCAGCCACAGGUGUUGGUGCCCGAGUCCGAGGCGCGCGCUGCCCGAGCCCAGGCCUCCCAGCUGCAGGGGAAGCUAAUGGAGGCGCGCAAGCGGCUUGCCCGUGAGCGGGCCUCCCACCGGGCACAGGUGGCCCAGGCAGCUCGGCAGCGCCAGCAGGACCUGGCCAACUGGCAGCGUCGUCGACUGCACCAAGCAGAACUGGCCCUGAGCGCAGCGCAGGACGAGGCCAGUGAACUCAAAGCACAUAUGGAGGCAGUCACAGGUGAGAAAUUGACCGGAUUACCGAAUAUUAUUAUACAGUUUAACCUCAAUAUAACAAACACAGGUGUAAAAAAAUAAAUCUAAAAUGAUUCUCACCGAUAUCAGUGUAAUGAUGUAGCACAGUGCAGUCCACUUAUAUUAUCCAGAAAAAAUAAAAAUGAUCGUCAUAACCAAUCGUCACUAUAUCUCGACUGGUGUCAAAAAAACAAAACGCUGCCAAACAUACCCUUGUAGCUCCGAAAUCGAAUUUGCCACUUAAAAUGAAAAAUUUACAUUCUUGGCAAUUAGGUGUGAGAAAUAGAACGUUUAAUUAGGCCUAUAAACAGCGUGUCAAGCAUUGGGUGUGCUGAAAUAGUCGGAUGUCUACACUUGCUUUCGUGGAAGUUUCAGGUUCACAACCACAGUGUGCAUCGCGUCCAGCGGCUGUGCGAAUACUGGCGGCAAUAAUUUAACAUGCAUGGAAUCAAUGAGUAGCUCUUUCAACGGUGGUGCACUUUGUGUGAACAUUGGGGUCAACGUAAAAGAGGGGUAAUGUCAAUCUCGUCGGCUCCGUCCCGCAUCGCCGCCAUCUGUCGCAACAACUAUCGCCCUGCUCGAGUUUCUUCGCAAAACGAGGCAGCUCUAUCUGGGCUCGCAAACUCCUCCAUCGAAGCACAACCUAUUUUAUCGCCAGUAGCGACGUGCUCCCAGAGUUCGGUAAUGUCAGCGGCUGCUACCGUGUUGGUUUCACACAUGGGGAUUUCGCCCUGGCAC